This is a messenger RNA of Eruca vesicaria subsp. sativa (arugula), 463 nucleotides long. The record is from the annotation of a GenBank genome assembly. NCBI's taxonomy places the organism in Eukaryota, Viridiplantae, Streptophyta, Magnoliopsida, Brassicales, Brassicaceae.
AUGGCAUUUAAAUCUAGCGCAGUGACUAAUGUAAGCAAUCAAAGUUAUGGAACCCAACCAUCGAUUGAUGAUCAAAUGGCUGCUCUCGUUAAACGAGUGGGGGAGGUUAAGAGGAUGGUUCUUGCGAGCCCCCUUUACUGGGAAUCUAUAGAACUCCUUGCAAAAGACGAGAUUUUACGAGGCGUAUUCUAUGCGAUUCCAGAUGGAUGCAAGCUGCAUUUUCUGAAACGAAAGAUACGGCCUCCAAUGAGAAAGAGGCUGAACCCUUUCAUGAGUAUCAUGAUGACACUACUGUCCCCAGUCUCCUUCCUAUAAAUUUUAGUAGAAUUGUAAUUUUAUUUUCUUGCUAUUUUGUUGGAAUAUGUUUCGUGUUGUGUGAUUAUUUAGUUUUGCUUGAAUUUUGACGUUGUCUGGAUUAUGCACUUGGCUUUGGUUGAAUGUAAGAACUAUCAUUGGUGAUAUA